Messenger RNA from Neltuma alba, 1152 nucleotides. RefSeq names its product receptor-like protein kinase ANXUR1. Gene Ontology annotation, molecular function: transmembrane receptor protein tyrosine kinase activity; ATP binding. NCBI's taxonomy places the organism in Eukaryota, Viridiplantae, Streptophyta, Magnoliopsida, Fabales, Fabaceae. Gene Ontology annotation, biological process: protein autophosphorylation. Gene Ontology annotation, cellular component: plasma membrane; plasmodesma. The transcript is spliced from 3 exons. The record is from RefSeq and is a predicted model, not a curated record. The coding region runs from base 1 to 963 and encodes 320 amino acids.
AUGGCGUUCCUUCUCAAGUACUUCGGAGGCCGUGGUUCAACUUCUAUGCAACAACCUUCCGCAACAAUAGAAGAUCUAUGCCAUCGCUUUUCUCUUGCCCAACUUCGAAAAUCCACCAACCACUUUGACAGACGCCUGAUAACCCAUACAGACAACUUUUAUCGGGCGUACAAGGGCUGCAUCUCCAUCAAUGGCGAACUGAAAGAUGUUAUAGUGGAGCGGUUCCGAAGAGGCGGGCACUCAGUCUUGCAAUUGGUUAAGAACAAUAUCAUAUAUAGGUGCCGGCUACACCACCCGAAUGUGGUGUCUCUGGUUGGAUUUUGCGAUGAUGAAAAUGAAAUGAUCGUGGUCUAUGACUACGCCCCAAACCUAUCACUCUAUGAUCAACUCAAUAGCAAGUCGGCAACAAUCUCGUGGAAGAAAAGACUAGAAAUCAGUAUAGGGGUGGCGCGUGGAUUACACUACCUUCACUCCGGAACCAAACGCACCCUCAUUCAUCGCGAUAUAAGACCGCUUGCCAUUCUUCUGGACGAGAAUUGGGUUCCCAAACUCAGAUUUUGCUGGUUCUCUUUAAAAGGACCAAAGUUUUCAGAAAAGGAUGUGAGGCCUAUACAGGCAAUUGUUAGAGGUACUACUGGAUACAUCGCUCCUGAGUCCCUUAAACACGCUAACGUCACGCAUAAAAGUGACGUCUAUUCUUUUGGGGCACUUUUGUUACGACUAAUUUGCGGAAAGGAAUUGCGUAAUUUGGCAGAAACGGGACGUGCUGAGGGAAUUAUUGAUCAGAGUUUGAUGGGAGAAAUAGCAGCGGAGUGCUGGAAAUUGUAUAUGGACAUCGCAGAGAGUUGCUUGAGUUUCGAUCCCGAUGAGAGGCCAGAUAUGGGAGAAGCUGAAGUGCUACUUGAACGGGCAUUGCAACUACAAGAGGAAGCAGAUCACAACCUUGCUUUUCAUGCUUCUUGAUUUAAUUUCUCUUCUUGUUUGAAUCUUUCAUGCUUACUCUUCUGCUAGAAAAUACUUGUUUGUGUCUCUUAAUUAACAGGUUAUUUAGAUGUAACCUCUCAUAAUCCUUUUUUAAUACUAUUGCCAGUCUCUCGAUGUCUUGUUCAUAGUAUAUUACUAAACAAGACUGUACUCCCACACUACGCAAAG